Messenger RNA from Yamadazyma tenuis ATCC 10573, 3352 nucleotides. RefSeq names its product TFIIH/NER complex ATPase/helicase subunit (gene SSL2). Gene Ontology annotation, biological process: nucleotide-excision repair; transcription initiation at RNA polymerase II promoter. The record is from RefSeq and is a predicted model, not a curated record. Gene Ontology annotation, cellular component: transcription factor TFIIH holo complex; transcription preinitiation complex; nucleotide-excision repair factor 3 complex. NCBI's taxonomy places the organism in Eukaryota, Fungi, Ascomycota, Pichiomycetes, Serinales, Debaryomycetaceae. Gene Ontology annotation, molecular function: DNA binding; ATP binding; 3'-5' DNA helicase activity.
AUGUCACGGAGGAACAAAACAGUCAACUACAACGAGCUCAACAACGGGAACUUCUCGGACGUCUCGAUCUCUGACGAAGAGGACGGUGAUUACACUUCCAGCAAGAAGAGGCCUUCUCCCAGUCAGUCUGCACCCGAGAGAAAGAGAAAACCAGAACAAAGCAUAGAAGCACUCAAGGCCAGUCUAAGCAACAAGGACUUUGAUGAAGACGACUUGAUCCAAUUGACGCCGGAUAUUCCUCAGGACUACGUGCCCGAUGCGGUUUCCAAGACGUUUGGAAAGUCGGACUUUUCAUAUCUCAGGUUAAAGCCUGACCAUUUCUCCAGACCCAUAUGGAUCUCUCCCAAGGAUGGACGGAUCAUCUUGGAGUCGUUCUCCCCCUUAGCCGAACAGGCACAAGACUUCUUGAUCACAAUUGCGGAGCCGGUGUCAAGGCCUUCCCACAUUCAUGAAUACAAAAUCACACCUUAUUCGCUUUAUGCUGCUGUGUCAGUGGGAUUGGAGACAGAUGAUAUUAUCCAGGUGCUUAAUAGACUCUCAAAGGUUCCAGUAGCAGAGUCCAUCACCAACUUCAUAAAGGGGGCCACUGUUUCGUACGGGAAGGUCAAGUUGGUGUUGAAGAAUAAUCGAUAUUUCGUCGAAAGUGCACAAGCAGACGUGCUUCAGAUGCUUUUGAAGGACCCGGUGAUUGGCCCCUUGCGAAUCAACAGUGAGAGUACUGUCGAUUCUAACGGCCUUGUUAAGUUGGCUGCUCCUACUCAAGGUGACUUGAAGAUUGCGGGUUCUAGCAACAAGCCAGAUGACAACAAGAAUAAGGAUACAACAGAAGAUAUAUUUGCAUCGGUGGUAGGGAACAAAACGUCAGAGGAGGACUUUGACGACGACAUGGACACAGUGCACUCAUUUGAAAUUGCCAACGACUCGGUGGAAAUCAUCAAGAAACGAUGUCAGGAAAUCGAAUACCCGGUGUUGGAAGAGUACGAUUUCAGAAACGAUCAGAGAAACCCUGACUUGGAAAUCGAUCUCAAACCCUCCACCCAAAUCAGGCCCUACCAAGAGAAAUCGUUGUCAAAGAUGUUUGGUAAUGGCAGAGCCCGUUCGGGAAUCAUCGUGCUACCUUGCGGUGCCGGUAAGACGUUGGUUGGAAUUACUGCUGCUUGCACCAUUCGAAAGUCGGUGAUUGUGUUGUGCACCUCAUCAGUGUCGGUGAUGCAAUGGAGACAGCAGUUUUUGCAGUGGAGUACUAUACAGCCGGAGUCGGUGGCCGCGUUCACGUCGGAGAACAAGGAGAUGUUUUCGACCGAUGCUGGGUUGGUGGUUUCGACUUAUUCAAUGGUUGCAAACACCCGAGCCAGGUCCUAUGACUCUCAAAAGGUGAUGGACUUUCUUACUUCAAGAGAAUGGGGGUUCAUCAUCUUGGACGAGGUGCAUGUGGUACCGGCUGUGAUGUUCAGAAGAGUUGUUACCACUAUUGCAGCCCACUCGAAACUUGGUUUAACGGCUACUUUGGUGCGGGAAGAUGACAAGAUUUAUGACUUGAACUUUUUGAUUGGCCCCAAGUUGUACGAAGCCAACUGGAUGGAUUUGGCACAAAAGGGCCACAUUGCCAACGUUCAAUGUGCUGAGGUGUGGUGUCCAAUGACGUCGGAAUUUUAUCAAGAAUACUUGAGAGAAACGUCGAGGAAGAAGAUGUUGUUGUAUAUCAUGAACCCCACGAAAUUCCAGGCAUGCCAAUUCUUAAUUCACUAUCACGAAAAGAGAGGUGAUAAAAUCAUUGUGUUUAGUGAUAACGUGUAUGCCUUACAGGAGUAUGCGUUGAAGUUGGGAAAACCUUUUAUCUAUGGUGCAACUUCACAACAAGAACGGAUGAAGAUCUUGCAGAACUUUCAGCACAAUGACCAGGUCAACACAAUUUUCUUGUCCAAGGUGGGUGACACUUCGAUCGAUUUGCCAGAAGCCACCUGCUUGAUCCAGAUCUCAUCUCACUAUGGGUCUCGUAGACAAGAAGCUCAGAGAUUGGGUAGAAUCUUAAGAGCAAAGAGAAGAAAUGACGAAGGGUUUAAUGCCUUCUUCUACUCAUUGGUGUCUAAGGAUACCCAGGAAAUGUACUAUUCGACCAAGAGACAAGCGUUCUUAGUGGACCAAGGGUAUGCCUUCAAGGUUAUCACUCAUUUGAAUGGAAUGGAGCAAUUGCCCAAUUUAGCAUAUUCAACUGCACGAGAACGUAGGGAGUUGCUUCAAGAAGUGUUGUUAAAGAAUGAGGAUGCUGCUGGGUUGGAGAUUGGUGAUGAUGCUGAUACAACCUUCGCCCGGGAAGGUAGAAUCAAGACCGAAGGUAGCAGCUCUGUCAAGAGUGCCGGGUCUUUGGCAGGAUUGGCUGGGGGUGAAGACAUGGCGUAUCUUGAGUACGGUAAGAACAAAAACAAGGAGAUUAGGCAGCAGCGGAAUCCGCUUAUCAACAAGUUGUACUAUUCUAAGAAGAAGAGUUAAAUAAGAAAGUAAAGCCAUGCAAGGCCACGCAAAGUCAGUAUCAUAAUGCAUAUUCUAUAUAGUCCAUUCAUAUCGCAUAAAGUUUGUGUAACAUCUCUUCGCUAUCCCACAAAAUCUCCAAAGUCGUCUUCUUGGUCGUUAUCAUCAUCACUAAGUUCAUUCGUUUCAUCCAGCGCAUCAAGACUGAGGUGCUUCAGGUCUUCCGCAAGCUGACCCAUCUCGAGCUCGUAUUUAUACUGCUCCACGUAGCUAUGGAACAGUUUUUGGUAGGAAUUGAGUCUCUCUAUAAAUGUGUAAGCAUCAAGUUUAUCAUCAAAUUUGAGCCCCAAAGCCACUUGCACCAAGUCUUCGUGUGGAUUCAGCCCUGUGUACUUGGACCCAGGGAUCUGGACAAUUAUCUUGAAUAGUCGAUAUGCCUCUGUUCGCUGGAUAGACUCCAAUUGCACAAGUUGACCAUCCAAUUCAUGGAUUGGAUUGUACCACACCACGGCCCAAAGCUCAGAUUUGGCAUCCACUUCGUUAUACAACUCAAGUUUGAGCCGAAUCCGGUCUACCGGGAACGAAGGCAGCCGGAUACGUGGCGGGGCUCCACUUAAGUGGAUUUCCUCAGUUUCAUCCUCUUCAAUGUACGUUUCUUCUUCUAACACACGUAAGCAGCCGCUCCAAAUCGUGCUUGAUUCAUACUUGUUCCAUUCGGUGAUGGAGAGAUUGCCGGGUGGAAUCUUGAACACACUGACGGCCGAGCACUCGAACACGUCUGUGCUGAUUGUUUCUAAUUGUUGGCCCAUGACUUAGUAUAAAUGUGCAGAGCUGUUACAAGCCAUAAAUCGAGCAAGGAUCUAAUGCCAGGUUUUCGCGGCCG